Messenger RNA from Salpingoeca rosetta, 981 nucleotides. RefSeq lists its product as uncharacterized. The record is from RefSeq and is a predicted model, not a curated record. Gene Ontology annotation, molecular function: transcription coactivator activity. The transcript has 8 exons. The coding region runs from base 1 to 981 and encodes 326 amino acids. Lineage: Eukaryota; Choanoflagellata; Craspedida; Salpingoecidae.
AUGUCGAUAUUACAGCCCAACGUGGAGCGCAUGCUGGAGCCGAUGCAACAACAACAACAACAACGACAACAACAACGACAACAACAACAACAACAACAACAACAACAACAACAACAACAACAACAACAACAACAGCAGCAGCAGCAGCAACAGCAACAACAGCACCGCCACAACAACAGACAACCACAGACAACCACCCAUACUUCCAUACCUGCAGGAGUCGACGGAAGCGACGCGCGCCCCAACAACGACGCCGACAAUCACACCAGCAGCGGACUGCCAGCACCAGCACCCGAUACCCACGUGCAUGUGAUGGUCAAGCGCUCCUUCUUGCAGCCCGUGUCGGCCACAUGCUAUGAUGCGUCGUGCAGCCGCCCUCGCCAACAGCCGCAGCUCACGCAGCAUCAACCCAUCGCCGCUGGGCGAACCGUCACCACCCUCUGGCCGCGGCCGCUGUCGUCAUUCUACCAGCUGCCACCGGACAUGAUGGAGGCGAAGCGGUUUGGUGGGUAUCUUGAUAUCUUGAUGUGUCGAUUCGAACAUCGCACCAUUGCUGCCGCUGCUGGCGAUGCUGGCGACACCAACGACGGCAACAACAACGACAACAACAUCAACAGCGGCAAUGACGACGGCAACAGCGAUAACGAUGGCUGGAACCAACACCCACUCGAGCGCAGCCCGAUGAUUGGUGCGCAUGCGAGCGCGGGUGCUGUGGAGACGAUCAUGGUGAUGAUCAACUCUAUCAUGGGCCGCGACAGCAGGCGCUCUUUGCUCCACAUCAUCGUGAAGAAGCGGCCCAUCGGGUGGCUGCUGUCGCUAUUCCCUUUUCCAACAGCAGAAUCUUGCAUACACAGCUGCACUCAUCCAGGAUCGAGCGGGACCGACCGCGGUGCCGCCACCACACAUACAGCGGUGCUCAGCACUCAGGAACAGAUUAGGAUAUCCUGGACCAGCUGCACCGAGAGCAUGCACAGCGCCUGA